AUGACGGUCCCCUAUCAUGGGGAUGUGGCCAACGUCUCGCUUGGCUCAUGGAUGAAGCUGGUCUUCAGAUGGAGGGGCAGUGUCUGGAAAUCAGUACUCACCGAACUUCUCAUCUGGCUCGGCUGCUACUACGUCACCAUGUUCAUCUACCGCAGCGAUCUCGUGCUGUCCCACCGUGGCCAAGAGAGCUUCGAGCGGUUAGUGGCCCAUGUGAAUGCGAGGGUGUCGAGGAUUCCGCUCACUUUCAUGCUCGGCUUCUUCGUCAGUCAGGUGGUGGACAGGUGGCGGCAAGUGUUGCUCAAUAUGGGAUAUAUUGAAAACGCUGCCCUAACGGCGGCGUCCCUGGUGAGGGGUAACGACGAGAGGACGCGCAUCAUCCGCCGUUCCAUGGUUCGCUAUCUGGUUCUCUCGCAGGUGCUGGUCUUCCGGGAUAUCGCCAUUUCGGUGCGGCGGCGUUUCCCUACGAUGCGCUCCAUCGUACAGGCUGGGUUCCUCCAAGACCACGAGUUGGAAAUGCUCGAAAAAGUGAAGCUCGACGACAACUACAACAAGUACUGGGUGCCGAUAAAUUGGGCGUGUGCGCUGUGCUUUAAGCUCCGCGACAUCAGCCAACCAAACCAGGACCCGAACGUGCACGGGUUGAUGCACGUCAGCCAUAUGAAUUAUUUGCUGAAUGAAUUCAAAUUCUUCCGCAACAACCUCCAGACCCUAUGCAAUUUCGACUGGGUCCCGAUCCCACUCGCCUAUCCACAGGUCGUGUUCCUGUCGGUGCGCGUCUACUUCCUCAUCUGUAUCGUAGGCCGUCAAUUUAUCGUCGGUCAGGAUAGCCCGAAUCGCACCCAGAUCGACCUGUACUUCCCGAUGAUGACGGUCCUUGAGUUCAUCUUCUUCGUCGGGUGGAUGAGGGUGGCCGAGGCGCUGCUCAACCCGUUCGGCGAGGACGACGACGAUUUCGAGUGCAACUUUCUUAUCGACAAGAAUAUUGCGACGGGUCUGGCCAUCGUCGACGCCUACGACGAGCACCCGGUGCUGAACAUGGAUCAGUUUAAGACUCAGCAAGGCCCAAUCUACUCUGAGGAGAGCCAGAAGCAUGGUCAUCACCAGAAUGUGCUUGUCGGAUCGGUGGCACAGGUCAACCUAGCCAAACCCGACGACGACGUGAAGAUGGUCGAGCUACAGCCCCUAUCCGCUGCCCCAUCUACCGAAUCCGUGCCCACAUUUGCCCAGAGCUUCAUGUCAAAUUUGCGGCCUCGCAAGAAGACGCGCGAGUUUAGCCUGCGACCGGCCCACCGCGUCCGCUCGCACUCCACCAACUUUGCCCCGGUCUCCCCGAAUCCGACCGAAUCCCCCAAGUACAGCUUCUGCUCCCCGACGGCGUCGAUAGGAAUGUCGCGGUACCCGUCGCAGGUCUCCCGAUAUCACUCGUCGACGGAGGGACCGUUUGAUAUAUCUUUUGCUCCCUCGGUUCUGGCCAACGACGUGGUGCACGAGGUGGACCUCGAGGAGGAGGACGUCAGCCUAGGCCGAUCAAAGCACUUCAAACCCCACCACAUCGCCAGCAGGAUCAGUGAAGUCAGCGAGGAGGACCAGUCGCCAGUUGCCGAAGAAAAAUUCGCCCUGUCGCUGGAGAAGAUCUCGGAACGCGGGUCGGUGGAACAGCUGAAGAAAGAGAAA
Molecule: messenger RNA, 1674 nt
Organism: Mesorhabditis spiculigera
Lineage: Eukaryota; Metazoa; Nematoda; Chromadorea; Rhabditida; Rhabditidae
Source: the annotation of a GenBank genome assembly